AUGGUAGAUCUAAACCAGCUACUGGCUGUCAAGCCGGCGUCGCUUCUAGCAGCGCUAACAGCAGCAAUAUUGCUCGCUCUCUACGGUCAUCCCCGCCAGUUUCUCAAAGGCAUACAAAACCUGCCGGAAGAGUAUUCAAUUACGCGCGCAAAGGCCAGAGUGGACACCGACCACGAGCAGCAACCUACUGAAUUGCCGUACCCGGUGGAUGCUUCUCCUGGAGGAAGGACAGUAUAUGGAACGAUUCAGGUGUUUGAAUGGGGACCCGAAAAUGGCGAGAAGGUCUUGUUGGUGCACGGUCUCGGCACUCCAUGUAUUGCCUUAGGGGAUAUGGCAAAGGAGUUUGUGCGCAGGGGUUACCGGGUGAUGAUCUUCGACCUCUUCGGUAGAGGCCACUCAGAAACGCCGAAUGAUCUCCCACAUGACGCUCGGCUCUACACUACGCAGAUUCUUCUCGUUCUCUCAUCUUCCCCGCUCUCCUGGACGGGGUCAUCCGCCUUCCAUAUCGUAAGAUUCUCCCUUGGCGGCUCAAUCGCGGUCGCAUUUGCCGCUUACCACGCAAUCCUGCUUCGUUCAAUAACCGUCAUCUGUCCGGGAGGACUGAUCCGCACAUCGCAUAUCAGCCGCCGAAAUAUCCCCGACAGAGCCCAGGGCGCAGAUAUGGACUUCGAUGCAGUGCCGAUUGCGGCGGAUCGGCCGCAAGUGAGGAUCGGUGACGUGAUCCGAUGGCAGCUCCGCGCGAACCCGGGAUUCGUGCCGUCGUAUUUGAGUACCAUCCGAGGUUCUUUGGUAUUUAGGCGCCAUGACCAAAUGUGGAAAGUCCUGAGAGACGAACUGGCGCGUCGUCGAACACCAGAUGGACCGCCCGGUCUACCGGGUGUCUGA
Molecule: messenger RNA, 885 nt
Organism: Aspergillus affinis
Lineage: Eukaryota; Fungi; Ascomycota; Eurotiomycetes; Eurotiales; Aspergillaceae
Product: alpha/beta hydrolase
Exons: 3
Coding region: 1-885 (294 amino acids)
Source: RefSeq, a predicted model, not a curated record